AAGCUGGAAAUCGCUGAAAUCAGCAUUUGGUUCAUCUGACGUGAAGGCGAAGGGACAUCGUAGGAAGCUUUAUGAAUGUAAGACCUACCUGGAGGAAGACGCUCAUUUGGAGUUCCUACAAUUGGGACGAUGGAGACCAAGAUCAGGGCCGAACAAACGAUUCUUGUGUAGCCUAUUUCGGAAUCCGAAAAGGAUGAAGAUCCUCAAGCAAUGCAGGCUUGAAGCGCUGGUAAGGCUGAUGAAGGCGGCAACUGACUUCCAGAAAGCUUCAACGACAGCGUACCUACGACGGUUAGUGUCGAGAGCGAUCAAGGAGGCACGUGGUUGGAACGUUAGCGCCAAGAUUGUGGUGCGUUUGAAGUUUGAUGACCGUAUUAAAUUAGUAGAAGUUAGGAAAGUUGUUAACGAUAAGCUGAUGGGAGUAUAUAUUCCAAGCUGUUUGAUGGAAGUUGCGCGGAGCACCGUCCGGAUCGUAUGGGUUAAGAACCCGUCGGUUGCGGAUAUGCUACACAAUCAGCGUGCUUUUGCAAAAGUUGAUGUGUCGAUCUGUAUGUGUGCAGAUCUACCCUACCCCAAGGUAGGAGGCCAUGUGCAAGUCCGUCUGCAGGACUUGACAGGGAUGCACCCCCUUCUGUGUAACGCGAACAACAUUCCGAAGUUGACUCAUCUCGACCGUGAAGGGCUCCUUAUACAGGAGAUUGAGAGGAGUGUCCAAUCAUGGGCGAAUUGGAGGGGGGAGAAGAUUCAUGUCACCAGGCAGGAGGCCACCAAGUGUAUGAUAGGGGGUCAGCAAUGUAAGGAGAAGUACCUCGAUCCACGGGAAGUUAGGCAAGUGAAAUCUGCUCUCGAGGGCUUAGUAUUGACGCCACUGGACAUGACCCCAGGGGAAACCCUGGUACUGUGCCCGAAGGUGUACUACGAGGCGAUGAUGGAGACCUUCGUGCUCUCGCCGGGCUACGUCAUCGAGACAGAUACGGAGGAGAAAAUUUUCAAGAGGAUGAAGGACGAAGCAGCAUCAGAGGGACUGCAACAAGUCGUGAGAUGGGACAAGAAGGGGAAGAUUUGCAACGCAUACGUGAUGCCGAAACAUAAGGACCUAUCACGAUAUAAGCCCAAUGGCAUAUGCCCGACAUAUUCGGAACCUACGGACAUGUUCAGUAAAUUACCGCAUGAGGACAUCAUCGAAGAUGUCGAUUGGGCGCUGGAGUACCAUAGGAGCAAAGGGAGGCAGCUUGUCCGUGUCAACACGAAGGGGAAAGGAGGCACAUUCGGACGCACUAUGGGUGACGAUCACUGGAGGACGAUCGAUAUGGAAGAUAUCGGCAAGUACGUGAGGUGGGAAUUGCGGCAUACAUUCACGAAAGCGACCGGUGUCAUUUUGCGACAGGCCAUCGGCAUCCCGAUGGGCAAGAGCUCGAGCCCAAUACUGACUUGCCUAAUGUGCGCGUAUGCAGAGUUCUGGUUUCUGCAGAGCCUGGGUAGACUAAGGAAGGAUGUGUUUGGCAUGAGACUGAUGAACGACGUCAGUAUUGUGAUCCAUCAGAAUGGUAAGAAGUUGACCCCAGUGGAGGAGAUCAAGAGAAGAUUCGAGACAUGCUAUCCGGACAAUUUGUGUCUGAAAAGGACGGAUGAAGGUGAAGGUAUCUGGGAUUUUUUGGGUACGACAAUGAAUAUCGACCCCAUCUUCCCGUAUGUCCGAUGUAUCCAGUCAGCAAAGGACGAAGAGUCGUUGUGGCAGGAGGAACGAUGGGAGUUCAAAUGUGGACAAUCCUAUCGCUCGUGGGGAAGCAAAGAGCAAAAAAGCGCAGUAGUCAGUAGCUUCCUACAGCGGAUCGAUAGGAAUACUAACAAUCGGGCAGCGAUACCGAGGAGGGUACUCAGCGUGCAACGGGAGCUCAGAAUUAAAGAAUUUCUCGCAGGCUUCCUGAAGAGGAUGCUCAAGCGGUUCGCUCGAGGAAGAGAUGAUAUAUGGUCAUGGACCUACGAGUGGCUGUAUGGAUGAUUGGUUGUAUGUACGAUUGGAGUGACUGAGGGGUGGUCAUGGGGACAGGUUUGAAGUUUUUAAUUUAGUUUGCUUUUCAUGUGUCGGACACGGUCACGACGACAGGAUUGGAAGGCAAACGUGACAUGGUCAUUGAGAUAG
This is a messenger RNA of Chara braunii, 2143 nucleotides long. NCBI's taxonomy places the organism in Eukaryota, Viridiplantae, Streptophyta, Charophyceae, Charales, Characeae. The record is from the annotation of a GenBank genome assembly.